GGAAGCCGUACAGGCCGCGCAGGGCAACCCCGCCGGAUCCGGAGUGAGACUGCACCUGCUUGGAAACUACACCUGGAUUCAGGCGGGCAGGGACGAGGUCAAACCGCCGUUCAAGUAUCCGACAGGAGUUUGCUUCGUUAACCCGGUGUCGUCAAUGGUCAUCACCCCUGGCCUGCAAGUCUGCGCCCGUCCAGACGAAUACAUGUUUUACGAGGAGAUGCACGUGGGCAGUCGCUUCCACCAGUGGUUUGCAAACAAGGGCGUCCUGCCGCGGCUGCAGGAGUUGGGUCUGCUACUCCCGAAAGUAUGAACCGAGCGGCUGACUGCUCCUGGGCUGCUCUCUAACGUCGUACGAUAGCGUGAGUGCGUGACAGUUUGCAGCAGUGUGUAAAGUCAGGGGCUGGGCUGUUCAAUCACAGCUAGGAUAGGAGCAAGAUCACAGGUAGCAUAGGGGAGGAGAAACAGGGGAAGCCCAACCGGCUGCUGUGUGAUUACUGAAAAGGCAUGUGGAGGUUCAACGCAGUGACUACCAAAAGGACGCCGGCGGGUAGUACCCCUUGCCUCGUGGCCUGCUGUGGUGCAGCUCCUCCGUUUUGUGUCCGUGUCGGUGUUGGACACGGGUUUCGGACGGUGUGUUUAGGGCACAAGCGGUAGCUGGCUGGGGUUGCAGCUGGCUGGCUGGGGUUAUGUGCGUUACGACAUGUGCAAACGUGCCUUGUCAGGCACAUGUGGACGAAUGUGCAGCGGUUGGACGUACUGGUACGAUUGUCAGCGCCCAGGUAUAUAUCCACGUACGCUGGAACAACGGAUGUGCCGUAUGGUUCAGAGCUGUGGAUGCUGUGCUAUGAACAGUGGGGUGUAGGCGUGUAGAUCCAGCGCCAAUGCUUGUCAUCAGCCUGUAAGGGGGAUGUGGGAUGGGAUCCUCGUGAUGUUUCUGGCAUCUUCGCCUACCACUACCUUGGUAGGGGCCAGGGGGUUACAAGGGGACACGG
Messenger RNA from Astrephomene gubernaculifera, 992 nucleotides. The record is from the annotation of a GenBank genome assembly. Lineage: Eukaryota; Viridiplantae; Chlorophyta; Chlorophyceae; Chlamydomonadales; Astrephomenaceae.